Messenger RNA from Salvia miltiorrhiza (redroot sage), 947 nucleotides. Its product is annotated as protein LURP-one-related 15-like. The record is from RefSeq and is a predicted model, not a curated record. Lineage: Eukaryota; Viridiplantae; Streptophyta; Magnoliopsida; Lamiales; Lamiaceae. The coding region runs from base 202 to 816 and encodes 204 amino acids. The transcript is spliced from 2 exons.
ACAGAAAUAAUAAAAAGGAACAAAUCUUGCAUACGUUUGCUCUUAAUUGCAAAACAGAACAUUGUAAUGAACAUAAAUAUUCUCCACCAUAUCUUACAAAAGCUUUUUACAAUAAAAUCUCCACCUUUUAAGGAGAACCACCUAAAAUCAAGAUGUUAAUGAUCUCUAUAUAUAUACUCAUUAGCAGGUGUUGUAAAUUCCAUGGCAAGAGUUAAGAUGGAAGACCUAACUGCUGUAAUAAGUCGAGAUUUCUGUGUUCCACAGCGCGUUAAUCUCACUGUCGUGAGGAAACUGCUAGCCGUCACUGACUGCAACUUUGAGGUCAUUGAUGAGGAUGGCAAUAUCAUGUUCAAGGUGAAGCAGAAACUUUUCAGCCUUCACGACCGCCGCAUUCUCCUGGAUGCUGGAGGCACUCCCAUUGCCACUUUAAGGAAAAAGCAUUUGAGUGCACGUAAGAGGUGGCAGGUUUUCAAGGGAGAGAGCUCAGAUUCUUCUCAGCUUCUCUUCACUGCAAGAAAAUCUUCACUUGUUCAACUCAAGACUGAGUUAGACAUAUUUCUGUCUGGAAAUGAGGACGAAACUUCAUGGGAUUUUAAGGUGGUUGGAGGCUGGUUGGAGAGAUCAUGCAUCAUAUACUCCAAGGGCUGGAACCACAUUGCCAAGGUAAAAUCUUUCACACAAAUUCGCGUGUCAUUGGAUUUGGAAUUCUCGUCACGUUUCUGUUUUUGUUCGUCUGCAGAUGCACAAGAAGCACACACUCGAGAGCGUUGUGUUGGGGAAGGAUAUGUUCAGCGCGACUGUUUACCCGAAAGUUGACAUCGCCUUCAUCACUGCCCUUGUUGUGAUACUAUAUGAAAUCAACAAGGACAAAGAUGAUUGAUGAUGUUUGACCUAUAUGUGUAGUUCCAUUUAUGUUUGCUUGAAUAAUGAAUUCUUGAAAUUAUGCA